CUCAGGAUAAUGUCUAGACUUGCAGUGUAGUUUCAGAGCCCUUUAUAAGAGCAUCUUCUGGCCGAAUGUCAGAUAAGGACUGCAGGCUGGUUUUUGGUUGUGGUAUCGAAGACUCACAAUUUACAGAAAUAAUGAGUGCAUCUAAACCCAAUGAAAGUGUUAAGAGGAGAAACAAAAACUUUCUGAAUAACAGCGAGCAGGAGUUUGUAGCCGGCAGGAGAAACACUGUUCUACAAACCCUGAACAAGCUUAAGAUUCAAUGCAGUCGGAAAGAGGUGCCAAACAUUGCAUUACUGGGUUCUGGAGGAGGACAAAGAGCCAUGGUGGGUUUGCUGGGAUCCCUGGUUCAGCUUGAUAAAGCGGGUCUUCUGGACUGCAUCCUUUAUCUGAGCGGAGUCUCUGGAUCCACCUGGUGCAUGGCCUCCUUAUACAAAGAACCAGACUGGUCCACUAAACUAGAGACCGUGAAGAACAAAAUCAUUGAGAGAAUCAGAGGUCCAGAAGUCAGCUUGACAGACGCAAUGGCCAAACUGAAGAAAUAUUACUACGGGAAAGACCUCUUCAGUUUGACUGACGUCUGGGCAGUGCUGGUCGUCACGUCAUAUGUGAAAGAGAUCGAUGAGCACACACUCACAGAGCAGCGGAAGCAGCACAAUAAAGACCCGUUUCCCAUCUACGCAGUGAUCGACAAGCAAAGCAAACAGAGCAAUGACGGAGACCCCUGGUUUGAGAUCAAUCCAUAUGAAGCAGGUUAUUCCCUCUCUGGAGUGUUUGUGGACACCGGCGACUUUGGCAGCCAGUUUCACGAAGGCUCAAAAAUAAAAAAUCAGGAUGAAUUUGACAUGCUGUACCUGCAAGCUCUUUGCGGCAGCGCUUUAGGGGAUGAAGAGGAUAUUAAGAAAACCAUGUGGCAAAAGAUAAAAGCUUUCUUUCAAAACGAAACAACACUUGAGGCAAUGAGGAAGGAAGAGCGUGAGAGAACAGAUGAAGUGAUGAGAAAAGAGAAGGAAACAGAAGGAAAUGAAGCAGUACUGGACUCUUUGUCCAAGCCCCGUCCAUCAGACUCCGGCAAAUACAGGUUUCCUUCAGACAAACCAAUCUCCCCGUCUGUAGAUGAAUGUCACCGGGCGCUCAUGGAUCUUGUGAACAUGAAUCUCUCUGUUUUGAAUGGCAAAGAUCCUUCUGGUUUUGAAAAAUCCAUCAGAACAAAUUUAAAUGGUAAAGCAUUAUACAUCACAGUGAGAACCUACUGUUUAAUGACAACAGAUUUGCAUAUAAAAUAUAUAACUAUAAAAUAUAUAAUAAAAUAUAUGGAUAAGGUAACAUUAACAAUGAUAUGUAAUAAUAAUAUAAUCAUGUCCUGUUUUCUUACUGACCUCUCUGGAGGCAAAAGUCAGCCGAUUUCUACAAUAGAAACACUGAAAAAAGCUGAUAAAGGAGCAGAAAAACAGGAUAUAAAGCAUUUCACCAUGGAAGUGUGCGAAGAUUUGAGUAGUCGGACCAGUAAUUGGCUAAUUGAUGUUUGGAUAAGUAUUUGUAAAUGCAUGGCUCAGUGGAUCUGGGGGAGGAAAUAUAACUUACUCCACAACAUGACAGAUGAAGCAGUGAACUCCACUCUUCUGCAAAGUGAGACGAGAGACUAUAUAGACGGCGGACUGUUGCUGAACUCACCCUACUUCUCAGUGCUGAGAGAAGACCGAGACAUUGACCUCAUCAUUUCCCUGGAUUUCAGUCAAGGCGAUCCUUUCAUGACAGUAAAUGACGCUGCUGAGACUUGCAAGAAACUAAAGAUCCCUUUCCCUGAAGUCAACGUUACCAGUGAAGACAAGACGAAACCAAAGGACUUCUAUGUAUUCAAAGGCCAAAACACUCCAACCGUGAUCCACAUCCCUCUGUUUAAUGCGGUCAACUGUGGAGAUAAAGUUAAGGACUGGAGGAAAAAAUAUCGCACAUUUCAAGGUGCUUACAGUGCUGAGAUGAUCGCUGAUCUUAUGGACGUCGCUGGAAAAAACAUCUCAAACAACAGAGAGAAACUCAAGGAGCAGAUUCGGGCGGUCACUGAAGAAAAAAGAUUUGGACGCUUUAAAACUUUUCUGAAUAAAGACCCAUUUAGACUGAAUAUAAACUGAAUAUAGAAUAAAAACUGAUCUGAGUAACAGUCA
Messenger RNA from Cyprinus carpio (common carp), 2162 nucleotides. Its product is annotated as cytosolic phospholipase A2 gamma-like. Lineage: Eukaryota; Metazoa; Chordata; Actinopteri; Cypriniformes; Cyprinidae. Gene Ontology annotation, biological process: glycerophospholipid catabolic process. The record is from RefSeq and is a predicted model, not a curated record. The coding region runs from base 66 to 2129 and encodes 687 amino acids. Gene Ontology annotation, cellular component: nucleoplasm; cytosol; nuclear envelope. Gene Ontology annotation, molecular function: calcium-dependent phospholipid binding; calcium ion binding. The transcript has 15 exons.